This is a messenger RNA of Bipolaris oryzae ATCC 44560, 852 nucleotides long. RefSeq lists its product as uncharacterized. Bases 1 to 852 code for a protein of 283 amino acids. NCBI's taxonomy places the organism in Eukaryota, Fungi, Ascomycota, Dothideomycetes, Pleosporales, Pleosporaceae. The record is from RefSeq and is a predicted model, not a curated record. The transcript has a single exon.
AUGGUAGGUAACCCCCCGUCAGCACUAUCCAAUCUUCCUACUCUCCAUUCUCUACAUAACGAACCUCUCCUCAGAGAGCUUGCCGUGACGCAAGCGCUCGCUAGCAGCUUGAGUCGCGACUGCGAAAAAUGGCGUACCCUCGUCGAAAAACACUCCUCAGCCCUCGAAGAGGCCAACAAGACCAUCACUGCGGCCAACAAAAAGCUCAAAGACCGCGAGCACAUCAUUUCCAAGCUCAAAAAGGGCAACGCCUCUCUCAAAACCCAAGGCGACACCUCCUCAACCCUAGCCACCUCCCUCGCCUCCACCCUCAAAGAAACAACAACAAGCCUCGACUCGACCAACAAAAAACUCGAAGACGCAACCGCCAAACACGACAGUCUGGCCCUUCAACUCCAAGAAGCAAAAGCAAACAUGACCAAACUCCGGCGCAGUGACCGCAACAAAGAGAAAACACAACAGCAAAAUCUCCACCUCAAAGCCCUCCUGCACCGCCAAUGCGCCGCAAGAUACAACAGCAACAACAGUAACGACAACAACACCGCAGCCACUCUCCGCACCGCCCCCACCACCACUACUGCUACUACUACUCGCAACGAAGACAUCCUGCACUCCGCACUCUCAGCAGCUCUCGAACGCAUCGAUGAGCUCGAGACAAGCGCGCAUGCACUGCUUGAUGCAUUGGACGAACAUGGUGAUAGUAGCAAUGAAGAAGAAGACGAUGAGGGAGAACACGAUGAAGCAGACGCAACGGCAAAGUUACUGGAAGCGCAGGUGAAAAUGGAUGGCGUGUUGAGGGAUCGGGGGUUUGCAGUCAAGAAAGGGGAGUGGGGACACUUGAUUAGAGACUAG